Molecule: messenger RNA, 2901 nt
Organism: Penicillium chermesinum
Lineage: Eukaryota; Fungi; Ascomycota; Eurotiomycetes; Eurotiales; Aspergillaceae
Exons: 6
Coding region: 1-2901 (966 amino acids)
Biological process (GO): DNA-templated transcription
Molecular function (GO): DNA binding; iron ion binding; zinc ion binding
Source: RefSeq, a predicted model, not a curated record
AUGACAAUUCUCGAAUUUUCCGCCCUUCGCACAGAAGUGGGGACCCUGGAUUCUGGAGAAUCUCACUCCAGCAGGAUUCGGCUCCAGGAAAAUUCUGCCCGAGAUGCGACAAGCGUCGGCCUGUUCCGCGUGUCGAGAGGGCUCCCUUGCUCAAGCUCGCGACCAGGGCAGGCCGGCGCUACGCGGUUGGCGGGCGAGACAAUAAAUCUCGCACAGGGAUCUGACUCGCGGAGGUGCAACUUGUCGGCAAAGCCUCUUUGUCUGGAGCUGGUGGAGCUCUACUUCGACUACGUGCACGACCAGCUGCAUAGCCUGUUCCAUAAAACGACUUUUCUAGAGGAUGUGAGAAAUGGUAAUGCCCCACCGAUCCUCCUCUACGGGAUGAUGGCGCUCUCUGCAAGAUUUUCCAAUCACCCCUUGCUCAUCGGCAUAGAUCCGAGGAACAGAGCCGAAAAGUUCGCUCAGCAAUGCGAGUCUUUGUUGAAUCUGAAUGAUGUCUCGGUCAUGACCAUUCAGGCAUGUGUUCUGUUAGGUGCCAUCGCUAUCACAGAUGGCAAGCCGGCUUCCGAGUCUAUUUACUAUGCGGUGGCAUGUCGAAUAGCGCAGCUUCUGGACCUGCCAAAUCGCAAAGGCUCUCAACUGGACUGUGAAAUAAACAUUCGAAUCUGGUGGACCCUGAGCAUGAUCGAUACAUGGUCAUCGAACGGAGUGAGACUGCCGAGGCUGCUCCAGCCCAAGGAUGUACCAUUACCGAUGGAAGAAAUGACGUUCCUUGAGAUGCGCCAGGGCUCCGAUAUAUCUACUCCAGGUAAAACAUCUCUACUGGCGGAGAUGGUUCGCCUAAAUCGCAUAUUGCAACAGAUCAACGAAUUCAACAUCAAGUCCUCUGAAUCAGAUAUGGAACCCAUAUCUAUACUGCGCAGUGUCGAGGGUCUUUCCAAUCAGCUUGACGCAUGGCACCGGGAGCUUCCAGAUCAUUUCCGUGAUACGCAUGAAAACAUGGAGAGGUGCGCAGCGCAAGGCCUCGGUCGAGUGUUUGUUGCCAUUUAUCUGGGAUAUUAUCACUAUGGUCAGAUACUAUUCUACCGCUUCCUACAUGAGGACCUACAGCAGCUGAAAGGUGACCCAGAUACAAAAGCUUAUGCUGCUCUGUGCAAGCUCCACGCCGAAAAGCUGUGUCGGAUCGUCUAUGCUUCGGAAAGCACACGUGGGUGUGAUGUCAAAUAUAACAUGGUGGGCCACGUCCUGGUUAUUUCCUCGACUAUUCAUCUGCAUUCCUUGCUGUUUGAUAGCAAUAGGGAAGCUUCCCAUGCCAAAGACUGCUUGGAGAAGAAUUUUUGCAUUCUGAACCGUCUGUGCAGGCUCUGGCCCACGCUGGACUUUUGUAUGGAGCGGCUGAUGGCGUUUCAUGAGGCCUGCAAGAACUCUGCAGAUACCAGCUUCCGCAUGGAUGCUUGGAUGGUUAGAUUUUUGGUCGAGUUUGCGAGUCCGGUGAAUGGCAAGGACUCCUUGCGCCUACGCGAACAAAAUGCGACCUGGUUGUCGGAUUUGGGCAUUGAAGCCCGCCCAGCUGCAGGCCCAAUUGCUCGUGUCGCACCAGGGAUCUUGAUCACCUCCUCGCCCGAGGUCUGGACGCACGUCAAUAAUAAGCCAGGAUACAAGCGAUCCGAUUGGUACUACCAAGCCACGAGGAUCGAGUAUCGGAAAGACAAUGUAUUCAGCCAGACCGACAAUACCAAACACGACAAGCGCAGAAAACAGAUGGCUGCGGGGUACUCCGGGAGAGAGAAUCUGAAUCUCGAAGCCGCCGUGGAUGAUCGAGUUCAGGAAUUCAUAGAUCUCAUCCGUUCGAGAUACAUCUCAUCCGACGUCGUGAAACCUAUGGAUUUAGCUAUAAAGGUUCAAUUCUUCACCCUGGACGUAAUCAGCAGCGUCGGCCUGGGAAAGACCUUCGGAAUGCUCAAAAGUGACCACGACGUCGACAGCUACGUGGAGUCUCUGAAAGAAGGGCUCGCAGUCGGAAAUACCGCCCUCGCAUUAGGCUUCAGCUGGAUAACGCAGGCGCCGCUGAUCGGCCGCCUGAUUGCGCCCUCUCCCAAAGACAAGACCGGAUUUGGGAAAAUGAUGAAGGCUUGCUUUCAGAUCGUGGACGAACGAGCGGCGAGCUCUGCAGACAAGAGAUCUGACAUGCUAGCCUCGUUCAUGCGGCACGGGCUCACAGGGGAGGAGCUCCGCAGCGAAGCGCUGGAACAAAUUCUCGCAGGCUCCGAUACCACGGCUGGAGCGAUCAGAGGCUCGCUGCUACACAUCAUGACGAACCCCCGGGUCUACGCAAAACUCCAGCGGGAGAUCGACGAUGCCGUGCAACGCGGCCUUGUUGCAGAGGGCAGCAUCAUUCCUGCCGCUCUGGCUAAAGAGCUUCCGUAUCUCCAGGCAGUGAUCCGCGAGGCUCUACGGGUGUGGCCGCCGGUGGCUAAUAUAUUCUCGCGAGAUGUUCCCGCAAGCGGGGAUACGGUCGUCGUCGAUGGGGAGAGUGUGUUUCUCCCGGGUGGGAUCAGCAUCGGAUACGCCGCGUACGCAAUGCACCACAGCAAGGAAAUCUAUGGGCAGGACGCGAAGGCCUUCCGACCGGAGCGGUGGUUUGAGGCAGACUCUGCAAAGCUGACUCGCAUGAUCCGAACUAGUGACCUGACUUUCGGCCACGGUAAGUGGCAGUGUUUAGGCAAGCCGGUGGCUCAGCUCGAGAUGGGGAAAAUCUUGUUUGAGCUUUUGCGCAACUUCGAUCUCGCUCUGAUCAAUCCAACACGACCCUGGGAUGCGCGCAAUUAUCUUGGGCUUUUUGCGAUUUCCGAUAUGUGGGUCCAGGUCACCGAGCGCGAAACUGUUUCGCAGCGCUAUUGA